UUGAUCAACGUUUUCUAUUUUUCUUUCCCUUUUUUUAUAAAAAAAAAUACAAAUGGCUUCUCGUGCUUUUACUACUGCUCUUCGUUCCGUUGCCCGUGCUUCUUCUCGUUCUUUGGUUAGACCCAUGACAAUGAUGACAGCCCGUUUAGCUGUCAAACCUAUCAUGACUACUCAAGUUCGUGGUAUGAAGACGUUGGACUUUGGUGGAACAAAAGAAACUGUCUAUGAACGAUCCGAUGUCCCCAAGGAAAAGCUGCUCGAAACAUUCAAGAACGACACGAUCGCCGUUCUCGGUUAUGGUCCUCAAGGUCGUGGUCAAGCCUUAAACUUGCGUGACAAUGGUGUCAAUGUGAUCAUUGGUCAACGUGAAGGCAAGACUUACCAACAAGCUAUUGAUGAAGGUUGGGUUCCCGGUAAGAACUUGUUCCCUGUCCUUGAUGCUGUCGAAAAGGGUACCGUUGUCAUGAACCUCUUGUCUGAUGCUUACCAAACUGAAAUCUGGCCUCAAAUGAAGCCCUUGUUGACUCCUGGUAAGACUCUUUACUUCUCUCAUGGUUUCUCUAUCGUCUAUAAGGAUCAAACAAAGAUUGUUCCUCCUAAAGAUAUUGAUGUUAUCCUUGUUGCUCCCAAGGGUUCUGGAUUCACCGUCCGUCGUCUGUUCCAAGAAGGUCGUGGUAUUAACUCAUCCUUCGCUGUCUACCAAGAUGCCAGUGGUAAGGCCAAAGAAAGAACUGUUGCCUUGGGUAUCGGUAUCGGUUCCGGUUAUAUGUACGAAACCACAUUCGAAAAGGAAGUCUACUCUGACUUGUUUGGUGAACGUGGUGUCUUGAUGGGUGCCAUCCAAGGUUUAUUCCAAGCUCAAUAUGAAGUCUUGAGAGCCAAUGGCCACUCUCCCUCUGAAGCAUUCAACGAAACUGUCGAAGAAGCCACUCAAUCUCUCUACCCUUUGAUCGGUGAACGUGGUAUGGAUUGGAUGUACUCCAACUGCUCUACAACUGCCAUGCGUGGUGCUCUUGACUGGUGGAGACCCUUCCACGAUGCCUCCAAGCCUGUGUUUGAACAACUCUAUGAAUCCGUUCGUAAUGGCUCAGAAACUGCUCGUUCCCUCGAAAAGAACUCUCAACCUGAUUAUCGUGAAAAGUUAGAAGAAGAACUCCGUGAGAUUCGUGAAUCUGAAAUCUGGAGAACUGGCAAGACCGUUCGUCAGCUUCGUCCUGAAAAUGUCAGCAAGGAUUAAAUUUGUAAAGUUGUAUUUUGAAAUAUAGAUUAUUUCUGGAUUCCCCCUCUUCAAUUUGUAAAAUAAAAAAGCGAAUUUCUCAGUUAUAAAAUGACCGAACUGUGUGUCUUUUUU
Messenger RNA from Rhizopus microsporus ATCC 52813, 1351 nucleotides. Its product is annotated as ketol-acid reductoisomerase. Gene Ontology annotation, biological process: L-valine biosynthetic process. Gene Ontology annotation, cellular component: mitochondrion. Lineage: Eukaryota; Fungi; Mucoromycota; Mucoromycetes; Mucorales; Rhizopodaceae. Bases 53 to 1237 code for a protein of 394 amino acids. The transcript is spliced from 3 exons. Gene Ontology annotation, molecular function: ketol-acid reductoisomerase activity. The record is from RefSeq and is a predicted model, not a curated record.